AUGACAUCGAACGUCGAAGAAGUUUGUGAUGGAGAGAAUUUGGCGAUCAUCUUAGCGAUCUAUUGGGUUGUUUAUAUGCUCAUCAAUGCCAUCGUCUUUGCUGGUGCUAUGUAUAUUCUUCAACAAUGUCUCGAGAAAAAGAACAGUAAUCAUACCGGUCGAAAAUAUGACAAAAUACGACGACACAGUACUUCCCGUGCAAGCAGUUCAAUCAGUUUGGUUUCGGGACACAAGUAUUAA
Adineta ricciae is the source of this 240-nucleotide messenger RNA. NCBI's taxonomy places the organism in Eukaryota, Metazoa, Rotifera, Eurotatoria, Adinetida, Adinetidae. The record is from the annotation of a GenBank genome assembly.